AUGAAGGCUACUUUUCAAACUGGUAUCACUAGAGAUCGUGAAUGGAGAGAAGAACAAUUGGACAAGUUUAUUGCCAUGUUCGAGGAAAAUAAGGAGGAUUGGAAGGAAGCUCAAGUCAAGGAUUUGGGACAAACAGAACCAUUAAAAACCAUUGAAGUUGGUUUGUCUGUGGGAUCUGCUCAAUUCUUGAAGGGUGAUUUGAAGAGAUUGAUGAAGGAUGAAUAUGUUAAUAUUGUCAAUCCUGCCAAUCUUCCUUCAGAAGGCUUUAUUAGAAAGGAACCUUUGGGUGUUGUUCUGAUUAUUGCUCCAUGGAAUUAUCCAAUCAGUUUGUUGGCUAUUCCACUUUCUGGUGCUUUGGCAGCUGGUAAUUUGGUUAUUUUGAAACCUUCCGAAGUUUCUCCAAAUGUUUCCUCUACCUUUGCUAAACUAAUUCCUAAAUAUUUUGAUGAGAAAUAUGUUCGUGUCAUUGAAGGUGAUGCAACUGUGACAACCAACUUGUUGAAGGAACCAUAUGAUCACAUUUUCUACACUGGCAGCAUUAGAGUCGGAAAGAUUGUUAUGCGUGCUGCUGCUGAACAUUUGACUCCUGUAACUUUGGAACUUGGAGGUAAAUCACCACUCAUUAUUGACAAGGAUAUUGAUAUUUCAGUUGCUGCCAACAGAAUUGCCUGGGGUAAGACAUUCAAUAAUGGACAAACUUGUGUUGCUCCAGAUUAUGUCUUGUUGGAUGGUAGAAUUGCUGACAAAUUCAUUCCAGCCCUCAAGGAAGCCAUCACUAAAAUGUAUGGUGAAGAUCCAUCCAAAUCUCCAGACUAUUCCAGAAUUGUCACAGGUACACAUGUAAAACGUCUUAAGGCAAUUAUUGAUCAAGUCAAGGAUAAGGUUAUCUAUGGUGGUAAUGCAGAUGAAUCAGCCAAGUACGUACAACCAACCUUGAUCCUCAAUCCUGAUAUGGAAAAUGAUAUUGUCAUGCAAGAAGAACUUUUCGGACCUCUUUUGCCAAUCAUUAUUUAUGGAGAAUCUAAAUCAACUGAAUAUCCAAGCGUUUUGAAAGAUCUUGAUGCUGGUUUGAAAUUCAUUAAUCAAAGAUCUAAGCCAUUGGCAUUGUAUAUUUAUUCAAAGAAUCAACAAUUGGUUGAAAGAAUCAUGAAGGUUACUCAAUCUGGUGCUGUUGGUAUCAAUGAAUGUGUUCUCCAAGUUGGUGAAGAACAUCUUCCAUUUGGUGGUGUUGGACACAGUGGUAUGGGAGCUUAUCAUGGUGAUGCCUCUUUCAAUACUUUCACUCACCAAAAGUCUGUCUUGAAGAAGAAGUACUGGCUUGAUUUGGAUCUCAGAUAUCCACCAUUCUCUGAUACUAAGAGAAAUCUCUUGCUCACCACCCUUGGUGAUAAUAUUAUUACUCGUUAUAUUCUUCCAGUUGGUGGAUUCUUUAUGAAUAUUGUCAACAAGUGUUUCAAAUAA
Molecule: messenger RNA, 1461 nt
Organism: Naegleria gruberi
Lineage: Eukaryota; Heterolobosea; Eutetramitea; Acrasida; Naegleriidae
Exons: 2
Coding region: 1-1461 (486 amino acids)
Biological process (GO): aldehyde metabolic process
Cellular component (GO): cytoplasm
Molecular function (GO): aldehyde dehydrogenase (NAD+) activity
Source: RefSeq, a predicted model, not a curated record